AUGCAGUCCAACGUCCCACCCCCCAGUACUGGUACCUCUCAGACUGCUGCGCCGCCCGGGACAGCGGGUUACCUCCAAGGACUUCUUUCGCGCGCACGGGCUGCCCACCCAGACAUCCCUAUGGAUCCGGUAGUGCUUCAGUCUCUGCUUCUCUGCUUGAUUGCGCAACCCCGCACCCCGGUCGGGACCAACAGGCCGGACAAGAACACUCAUGUCGGGGUCCACCUCAUCCUGAGAACGAAGGAGGAGGAUGUGAGCCUACUAGUCAAUAUAGUCGCGCUUAUCCUGCAACAAGUGCUCGGCAUCCCCGCGCACAAGCAGAAAAUCUCCUCCAAAUCCUCCUCCCCUCCCUCCACCGUCCGUGCCCGCCGUCCGCGCACUCGGCAACAAAGCUCCUCCUCCUCGAUCCACGCCCCCUUCGAGCGCCCCGAAGCCUUCCUCCGCGCCCUCUUCUUCCGCCGCGCCCCUCCCUGCUCCGUGCCCUCCCACCGCAGCCCAACCCCCCGCUCCCGCGCCGACACCACCCCGCGCGCGGCCCCCGUCCCCCUCGCCGCGCAGCCACCUCCCCGGGCCACCGCGCACCACGCCCCGCGGCGGUCCGCGUCGUUCCCGGCCCCGAGCACGGACGGGGAGGAGGACGGGUACUUCGACGCCGCGUCCCUCGCGUCCUCCCGCCGGCCGCUCCUCGCGGGCGGCCACACGCCGACGUCCACGCUGCGCUCGCGCCGGCCGCGCCGGCCGGGGAACGGCAGGCUGCGCACGGACCCGCUGCCGCUGCCGGCGCUGUUCGCGCCGCCGGGCAUGGAGGACGUCGCGGAGGACGAGGACGUGGGGACGGCUGCGGGGCUGGACAGCGGGCGCGCGCAGAAGAGCGCGGCGGGCGGCGAGCGGGGAUGCGAGGCGGGGGUACCCUCGGUGUAUUCGAUCCCGAAGGCGGUGGUGGUGUCAGGGCUCGAGCACACCGUAGCGGCAUCUCAGCGUGCUCUGACGAGAGUGUUGGCGGAGCGGAGAGUCGUUUUGGAUGGUCUUGAGGAUGACGAUUCGGAUGCGUCGGGGCGGGAUCCUGAUGUUGAGGAUGGGACGUGGAAUCUGCCCGAUGGGUUUGUGAUGGUCUAUGUAUGCAAGGCAGACCCUCAUGAACGUCCUGGACUCUUGCGUGGCCUGCUUGAUAAGUUCUCCAUGAGUGCGGACAUCGCACUCCACCCCUCCAUCCGCCAGAGCUAUGUCGCAUACCGCGCAUCGUCCUCGCCGACUCCGCGCGGAACUCCGUUGACCUCUCCUCUCUCUCUCCCGCACGCCUCAAAUCCCUUCUUCACCGCCCCCGCUCCCCCUCAACACUCCCCGAAGCGCAGGUCAGCACCCCUACCCCCACCCCCACCGCAAGCCCCGCCGGUCCUCCCGCCCUCCGAGCUCGCCCAGCUCCGCACCCACGCCCGCGCGCACCCGCCCGCCUCCCCGAUCUUCUACCCGUCCGUGCACGCGACGGUGCCCGCGUCCGCGCUCGACCCGCGCAGCCCGCCGCCCGCCGCGCACGCGGCCGUGCACCGCUCGCUCGACGCGUACCUGCUCGACCUCUUCGCCGCCGCGCGGCACCACCCCGCGCUCGACGGCACGCUGCUCACGCUGCACGCGCACGCGGCCGCGGACGCGCUCGCGCGCGCGUUCCGCGUCCUCCACGGGGACACGCUCGGCGCGGAGCUCGUCGUGCACGAGGCGCGCAUGGCGGCGGCCGCAGGCGGGAGCACGAACGGGGACGGGGAAAGCUGGGCGGAGGCGAACGAGGGCGCGUGGGUCGGCGCGGAGAGCGUCGCCGGUGGUUUGAACCGGAAGGAUGGGGGCCUCGGGAUGGAGGGGGCGAACUCGCCGGAGGUGCGCGUGCAGGGCGAGGACGGCGCGAGCGUCCCCGCCGCGUACGACCUGCUCCUGCCCCGCGUGGGGUUCGGCGCGGAGAAGGACUCGGGCGCGGUGGACUUGGGCCCGGCGGAGGAGCUGCAGGCGGCGCUCGCGCGGGGGACGCCGGAGGUGUGGGAUGUCUCGGAGGAGGACGUGGCGAGGGUGUUUCCGCGGGUGGUGUCGCACCGUCUGCGGACGCGCGAUGGGCCCGACGACGAGGUGUUGGGGAGCGUCGUGUGGCCCGCUGUGCCGCCCGAUAGCGGGACCGGGGGCGCGACGGCUGCUGGCUCGGAGGUCGGUGGGGAGGGCGUGAGGCUGGGGUGGGAGAGGAAGAGCGUGAAGGAGAUCCUCGUUCGCAUCCUCGCGGAUGUUUGA
Molecule: messenger RNA, 2268 nt
Organism: Epithele typhae
Lineage: Eukaryota; Fungi; Basidiomycota; Agaricomycetes; Polyporales; Epitheliaceae
Exons: 3
Coding region: 1-2268 (755 amino acids)
Source: RefSeq, a predicted model, not a curated record